AUGGGGAAUAUGUUGAAGCUAAAGGAAAAGGAGUGGUUGCAAUACAAACAAAUUCAGAAGUUAGAAGUUUUUGGUGUAUUUCAAAAAUUCAAAGCUAUGGUGGAGAGUCAAUCUGAUUACAAAAUAAAGACUUUAAGGUCUGAUAAUGGAACUGAGUAUACUUUUGAGAGGUUUAAUAAGUUUUGUGAAGAAGUUAGGAUUCAUCAUCAGCUCAUUAGGAGCAAGUUGGAUCACAAAGCUGAGAUUGGAGUGUUUCUUGGAUAUGGUAGCAAUGUGAAGGGUUAUAGAGCGUUUAAUGUGCAAACUGAGAAGGCGAUUAUCAGCAGAAAUAUCAAAUUUGAUGAAUUUGCAUCUUGGUGUUGGGAUAAAAAAGAAGUUGUGACUGCUAGCAAUGAUUUCGCUGAUGAAGCUGACACUGGAAGUGAUUCAGAUACUGAAAAUGUAGUGAGGGGAAUCAGAUCUUUAGCUGAUAUUUAUGAACGAUGCAAUAUAGCUUUGGUAGAACCUGUGAGUUAUGAAGAGGCUGCAAAGUCUUCAAAUUGGAGGGCUGCAAUGGAGGAGAAGCUGAAAAUGAUUCAUAAAAAUGAAACUUAG
Molecule: messenger RNA, 594 nt
Organism: Hevea brasiliensis (rubber tree)
Lineage: Eukaryota; Viridiplantae; Streptophyta; Magnoliopsida; Malpighiales; Euphorbiaceae
Exons: 4
Coding region: 1-594 (197 amino acids)
Molecular function (GO): nucleic acid binding
Source: RefSeq, a predicted model, not a curated record